Messenger RNA from Uloborus diversus, 701 nucleotides. RefSeq lists its product as uncharacterized. The transcript has 3 exons. The record is from RefSeq and is a predicted model, not a curated record. The coding region runs from base 20 to 463 and encodes 147 amino acids. Lineage: Eukaryota; Metazoa; Arthropoda; Arachnida; Araneae; Uloboridae.
UCCGGAUCACUGGUCAAGGAUGCAUCAGAAAUUACUUUCUCUCGGACUUCUUGUGCUGUUUCUUCUGAUUUCAGUAACCUCCCACCUCGUCAGGUUCAAAUACUUUGACGAAUAUCUACUGCACUUGGAAAAACGUGAGCAGACGAUAAUCAUAGAAGAAGUAGAAAUUAAAGUAGCUGGACCCCUUCUACUAAGAACCGGUAAGCUGCAUCUCAAAGAAGAGCAAUGCUGCAUGCUUGGCCAAAUGGCGGGAAAGAAAGGAUUCCAUUGCAUUUCCAAGUUCUAUGCACCACGCAUGAUCUUCCGAAAUUACAAUCGAGCGCACAACAAAAAGAUCGCGGCUCUGCUAAAGGGCAAGGCAGAUCCCACGGCAGACAAACUAAUGAGAACCUUUGGACAGUGUGUUAUUAAGAGAGGUACGAUUUUCGAUAAGUGCUGCAGAUUUGAAGCUUUGAAAGACUAAUUGCGAACAGCGAGUGAUGACGAGAGUUCUUUUUCAACAACACGGCAAGUGCAUGACAUCUCCUGAUGGAAGAAAUCUGAUCAGAUUGCCUUGGAUUUGGUGGACUCAUUUUUUUUUAACAAAUUUAUGGUUUUAUAAUUAUUUAUUUGUAAACAGUAGGUGAUAUCGAAGUAUUUUGCAAAAUAUUCGUUAACGAUGCUUUUUGUUCUUAAGCUAUCAAUCUCAACUUCACAUCAUC